AUGCCACCAACUAGACAUAAAGAGAGAUUGGAAAGGAUACAAAUCAAUGGAAUAAAUAAUAACACUACUACUACUAUUAACAAUACCGCUAAUAAUAUUAAUAAUAAAAAUAACUUGAACAGUCCUCACCAACUUCGAAAAACCAUUUUCCGCCUACUCCAACACAGUACAAUCCACGGAUUACCGCAUAUCUCAACGUCAUCGAAUAAUAUUGUUCGGCUAAUAUGGUUCGCUUUAUGGUUAGCCGGGUUAACCGGUUUUCUGACUAAUCUAUCGUAUGUUGUAGCGCAUUAUUUAUCACGACCAGUUUUGACCAGUUACCAUGAGGAUCAUGAAGAAUUUGUAUGGCCAGAUAUCACUUUCUGUAAUGCUAUGGCACCGUAUAAUUUAAAUACACAAGAAAGACAAACACUGUGGAAUCACUAUGUCAGCUGGGCUAGAAAUCUUUCUACAGCGAAUCAGAUACCGAAAGAUCUAUUCAGUAGUAUUGAUGAAGCCGAUGCUGAGGAGAUUUUCCUCCAGUCACUUGUACGUUCGAGUAUACCUCAUUGGAGAUUUAAUGUCGGCAGCGCAGAGGAUAUGUUUGGUUUUAUUGCUGAACAGAAUGGACAUCAAGGGAUAUAUCUAUCAGUAAGCAUGGAUGGAACUUUAUCUGAUAUGCCGAAACCAUGGGGAAAUUAUUUCUAUACACAAAUAUUACAAAAACGUUAUAAUAUACCAUGUCUUAAUUUUCAAAUUACUCGUUAUUUAAACAAAUCAAUAAUGAAGGGAAUAGAACAAGUUGCAUUUGGUAUAAAAUCUAAUUUUCACAGUUAUUUAAUUAUUAAUUCCUCAUAUUCAUCACAUACAAUUGAUGUAUAUAUCACAUUACCAGAUCAUUUCCCGACAACAGGAGUCAUUGAUUUAACCCCUGGAUAUAUUAAUCAUGUACAGUUGCAAAUGGUACGUCUAAAACGCAUCCAAGAAAAUCAGAAAUGUCAUAACAGAAAGUAUUCAUCAAUUAUAUUCGACGCCGACUUAACGACAAAACGCCUAGUCAAUGAUACUGGUGGAGAUCUAUGUCAUCGACUAUUAUCACAAUAUUUAUAUCUACGAGAAUGUCAUUGUUAUAGUCCAUUUCUCCCGUAUGGUUAUUUUCCUGAUUUAUUUAACAUAUCUUACAAUAAAAAUAAUAAUAAUAAUUCCACUAGUGAAUCAAUUGUACAACCAGUCCUGUGUUUAAAUAUGUCAGUAUUCAAUGAAUCUGAAUUGGCGGGAAAUUCAAAUUGUAUGUACCGGGUAUUUAAAAAGUACAGCAAUUCUAGUGUAUAUAUGAGUCUGAAAGAAGCUAAACAGUGUCAAUAUUAUGCAAGUUCACCAUACUGUGAUGAAGUAAAGUAUAAUCAAUUAGGCAUAGUACGUAAACCAAUCGGGGAAUUAUGGGGUAGUGCGUAUAAUGAAGCUAGGGCGAACUUUUUAUUGAGUACAUAUCGUGAUAUUGUAGCAUAUAGCCGUAAUGCCAAUGACAAGCAUGAUUUCAGUGAAUACAACAAAGACAUAUUUCACAAUGAAUCCAAACGUCAAGAAAUGCUCAAUCAGUUACGUAAUAAUUUUGCCAUAAUAAUGAUAGAACGUGUUAGUCCGCAUGGAAGAUUGGUUCUUGAAGAAAAUGAAUACCCAUUAGCUCAAUUAUUAUCUGAUAUUGGUGGCAACAUGGGACUAUGGAUUGGUAUAUCUGUGAUUGGUUUAUUUGAGUUUUUUGAACUUGUCGGUUUCAUCAUAUAUGCAUUAGUUAAUUAUUUUAAAAGUUUGUAUGAAAACAGAUUGACAAUAAAUUCAUUCAAAUCAUAA
Messenger RNA from Trichobilharzia szidati, 1830 nucleotides. Lineage: Eukaryota; Metazoa; Platyhelminthes; Trematoda; Strigeidida; Schistosomatidae. The record is from the annotation of a GenBank genome assembly.